AUGUCUAAUAAGAAGUUGAGUUUAUUCAAGAAUUAUUUCCUUGCUCUCUUGGCCAUCUCUGACUUGGGCCUUUCAUUUUCCUCCCUUCCUACCAUGCUGAGAAUCUUCUUGUUCAAUUCCAUGGGAAUUUCACCCAAUGUCUGCUUUGCUCAAGAAUUCUUCAUCCAUGGAUUCACUGUCAUGGAAUCCUCAGUGCUUCUAGUUAUGUCUUUGGAUCACUUUCUUGCCAUUCACAAUCCCCCAAGAUAUACUGCUCUCCUCACUAGCAACAGAGUUGCUAAAAUGGGACUGAUCUUAGCCACCAGGAGCAUUCUCUUAGUGCUUCCAUUUCCUUUCACUCUAAGGAGAUUAAAGUAUUGUCAGAAGAAUCUCCUUUCUCACUCAUACUGUCUGCAUCAGGAUCCCAUGAAGUUGGCCUGCUCUGACAACAAGAUCAAUGUUAUCUGCUUCUUUGUUGCUCUCUGUACUAUGCUGGACUUGGCAUUAGUUUUUAUGUCAUAUAUACUGAUCUUGAAGACUGUACUCAGCAUCGCAUCUCUAGCAGAGAGACUCAGGGCCCUCAAGAACUGUGUCUCCCACAUCUGUGCUAUGCUCAUUUUCUAUGUACCCAUCAACCUGGCUGCCAUGCACCACUUCGCCAAGCACAAAAGCCUUCUUGUUGCAGAUAUAUUCUUGUUGUUGUCACCCCUAAUCAACCCCAUUGUAUAUUGUGUAAAAACUCGACAAAUUUGGGAAAAGGUCUUGGGAAAGUUGUUUAACAUAUGUAGGAGAUAA
Molecule: messenger RNA, 774 nt
Organism: Hyaena hyaena (striped hyena)
Lineage: Eukaryota; Metazoa; Chordata; Mammalia; Carnivora; Hyaenidae
Product: olfactory receptor 51A7-like
Biological process (GO): G protein-coupled receptor signaling pathway
Cellular component (GO): membrane
Molecular function (GO): olfactory receptor activity; G protein-coupled receptor activity
Source: RefSeq, a predicted model, not a curated record